This is a messenger RNA of Cotesia congregata, 1059 nucleotides long. The record is from the annotation of a GenBank genome assembly. Lineage: Eukaryota; Metazoa; Arthropoda; Insecta; Hymenoptera; Braconidae.
AUGUCAACAGACAUUUUAGAACUGUUAAACUCACCAGAAAUGACAAAAGUUUGCGCUCCAAUGGUGCGAUACAGCAAAUUAGCUUUUCGGACACUAGUGAGACGUUACAAUUGCGAUGUCUGUUUUACACCCAUGAUCGUGGCUGAUUCCUUUGUGAAGGCCAAAGAAGCACGUGAUAAUGAAUUUUCAACAAAUGUUGGAGAUAAACCUUUGAUUGUUCAAUUUGCAGCUAAAAAUCCAGACGAAUUUGCUGAUGCUGCUGAAUUAGUUGCUCCAUACUGCAAUGGAGUGGAUUUAAACUGUGGAUGUCCUCAGAGCUGGGUAAUGAGCGACGGUUACGGCGCGCGUCUACUAGAAAACCCACAACUUGUAAAAGACCUAGUUCUGCAAGUGCGAAACCGCAUCCCGGCUCCUUUUACAGUUUCGGUAAAAAUUCGGCUGCUGAAUGACGUAAAAAAGAGCGUGAACUUUUGCAGAACAAUGGAACAAGCUGGAGUGUCAUUCCUGACAGUCCACGCGCGGACUCCGCAGAUGAGAAAGGAACCUAUCAACAUGGAAGGUCUGAAACUGAUCCGCGAUUGCGUUGACGUUCCUCUGAUAGCCAACGGCAACGUUAGAUCUCUAGAAGACGCCGAAGCGCUCCACAAAGAGUCCAAGUGCCAAGGAGUCAUGGUAGCUAGCGCGAUGCUGAAAAACCCAGCAAUUUUCUCCGGAGCUCCGGUGACUCCUCUCAGCUGCGUUCAAGACUGGCUUGAUAUUUCUUCAGCGAUCCCGACAAAGUUCCUCGUCAUGUAUCAGCAUCUCGUAUUCAUGCUGGAGAAAAUCUUGCCCUACGAAGAGCGGCUGGUGUUCAAUGUCCUCAAAGACUCUCAAUCUGUCUACGACUUCAUUGAGUCUUACUAUAAUUUAAAGCCUAGAGCUCGCUCGGACUUGGAUUUUAUCAAGCCCAUUGAUUGUGAUUAUUAUGUCAAGAAUUUUGAUAAAAAGCGCAAGUCUCUGGAUGUUCUGAUGGAUGAUCCAGAUACUAAUGAAUCAUUUUUUUCUGGGUUUUUUAAUUGA